This is a messenger RNA of Guyanagaster necrorhizus, 783 nucleotides long. RefSeq names its product 3-hydroxyacyl-CoA dehydrogenase. NCBI's taxonomy places the organism in Eukaryota, Fungi, Basidiomycota, Agaricomycetes, Agaricales, Physalacriaceae. The coding region runs from base 1 to 783 and encodes 260 amino acids. Gene Ontology annotation, molecular function: oxidoreductase activity. The record is from RefSeq and is a predicted model, not a curated record. The transcript has 3 exons.
AUGAAAAUUGAAAACAGAACAUUUCUUGUUUCCGGUGGUUCGUCUGGACUUGGUCUCGCAACAGUGCGAGAUUUGCUCAGUUCCAAAGCAUAUGUCUCGAUAGUUGACCGAACACCUCCCCCCUCUGACAUUGCUGCCAAUACCGCCGUCCUGUACUCCCAAACAGACAUCACUGAGCUCGCAGAAAUUGAACGUGCAGUGGAGCAGACCGUGUCAUGGACCAAGGAGACAGGGGCCCCACUAGGUGGCGUGAUUAAUUGUGCUGGUGUCGCCACGGCCGCCAAGAUUCUCAGUGCGAAUAACCAGCCUCAUGCUUUGGAUCUGUGGGAGUUCACGAUUGCUGUGAAUCUCACUGGUACGUUCAACCUCACUCGGCUGGCUUUGAAACAUCUCGUGGAUGUCAAACCAGAAGAUGGUGAUGGCGAGCGCGGGGUGGUCGUAAUGGUCGCAAGUGCAGCCGCCUUUGAAGGCCAGCCCGGACAGACGGCUUAUGCGGCCACGAAAGGCGCAGUUCGCUCCAUGGCUUUACCCAUGGCGCGUGACUUGGCGAGGCACGGUAUCCGUGUCGUUACCAUCGCGCCCGGUGUAUUCGAGAGCAGCAUGACCAAAAGCAUGCCGGAACGCACGCGUAAAAACUUGAAAGAUAGCGGCUUGGUAUUCCCCCGACGGUUUGGGCUCGUGGACGAGUUUGCUAAGACGGUCCGAUGGGUGCUAGAGUGUGCAUAUGUCAAUGGAGAAACCAUCAGAUUGAGUGGUGCAGGUCGUUUACCAGGAAAACUGUGA